Penicillium subrubescens is the source of this 2355-nucleotide messenger RNA. Its product is annotated as SAM and PH domain-containing protein. The record is from RefSeq and is a predicted model, not a curated record. Gene Ontology annotation, molecular function: protein binding. The coding region runs from base 1 to 2355 and encodes 784 amino acids. NCBI's taxonomy places the organism in Eukaryota, Fungi, Ascomycota, Eurotiomycetes, Eurotiales, Aspergillaceae. The transcript is spliced from 3 exons.
AUGGAUUCCCUCCGAGUUCGACGUAAGGCAGCGCCUGCUUCGGUCAGUACGAAGAACCAUGAAUAUUUCUAUCCUGCAAAGGAAGUCGCAAACCGCCGGUAUUCGGAUACAACGGACUUCGACGACACCGAUUUCGAAGCCAGCGAUUCGGAUGAAGAAUCUCUGCAACAGAGUCUCCAGUCGCUCGCCUAUGAUAGUAACACUACCCUUUCCUCUCCUGAAUUGCCCACACCAGAUGAAGCCCACCAGAAUAUGGCCAACAUCCGUUUCGAGAAAGGAACAGUGCGAGGUCCUAACGGUCCUCACCUGUUCCGAAGCUCGAGUGGCUCGACAAUUUAUGAGCCAUCCACCGCAGAAAUCGAUCUUUACUUCGAGCGAUCGCCUUUGCAAAGCGAGUUCUCGCGGUCGGUAGAUACUCCCAACCGUUUCCCAUUCUCUCCCAAGACCCCAAAGGCCUUGACAACCGUCCACCCCGAUGUCUCGCAACUCACAGAGGAGGAGAUCCGCAACUGGAAGCCAAGCCAGGUUGCCCACUGGUUGUAUAUCGCUGGUUACAAUGAUGCUGUCAUUGAGAGGUUCAUUGUCAACGAUAUUGCCGGCUCUGUUCUUCUCAGUAUCCAGAUCGAUGACCUCAAGGAACUCAGUAUUCAUUCCUUCGGAAUGCGUCACCAAAUCAUGGCCUCAAUUGAGCAUUUGAAAACUACAAUGCAGACGGGAGUUUUGCCACCAACUCCCGAGCCUCAAAUGCCCGAGUUCCCUGAGAGAUAUGCCACUGACCGCUUGUCCCCUGAACGCCGGUCUCCUGGUCGCCAGUCCCCUGAGCGACGCUCUUAUACGGCUUCCGUGUCCCCAAAUGGCGAGAUUCUCUCCAACCGUGCAUAUGGACAAACAAGCAACGUUCUCGGUAGUCAAAUUACACCAGCAGAGUCCGUCUCGAUUGUGGGCAUUGAGCAAGUUCUUCCCAAGCCACACAACUGCUCCAAGGGUGAGAAAUGCUCCAAGUUCAAGAGACAACAGCGCAUGUUGGAAAAGCUUGCCGCCGAGUUCCCCGACGGUGUGAUUCGUGAGGGUGCCAUUAUUGCUGGAAGCCCCGGAAAUCCACUCACGGCCAAGAACAUGCUGCGCCCAAACUCCAGCGAGCCUUCGGUUGUGGCCUCCUCGGACAUUUUUGGUCCAGGGCCAGCCCCUGGACCCAAGCUUUCCGAGGAAGCGUUGAGCGAAAUUCAGAAGCUGGAUCCCCAGGAGACCAUUCGGAACUUCCUCAGCUACCAACACGUGGAUACUCAGUCCAGGCGUGCGCUACCAGAGCUAGAGACCUCCAAUCUGCCUCCUCAAGAUUACAUGGUUGAUCUUUCACCACCAACUUUCCAGUCGCACAACAUGGCAGCAAACCUCCGAAACCUGCCCAAGUUGACCAUUCCCACAAGCCCAAACACAGAAGACAUGACUACUGCGGUCACUACAAACCGAUCCAUGACCCCCACUCAGCCUUCUGAGGCAUAUGGCUCCCCCACUGCGGUCCAGCGAUAUGGUCCCUUCACUCAGACUAUGGACCCGAUUGAUCACUACCGCCAGGGUACUCCAUUCUCGGAGAUGGAUGUUCCUAUCACAGCGAUUCCCAAUGACCCAAUCGCUCGUGAAACCUCCCAGUCGGUUCCUCCCAGCAUGCAAUACGGAACUUUGUUCCCACCAUACCGGGACCCGAUUGCACGCAGCACGUCGGCUCGUCCUCGUGCUCCUCAGAGUCUCCAACGGGUUCAAGAGGGCAGGCCCCUCGCUCCCAUCGAGACUCCAGCGGAUCUUAUCCGCAGUCCCCGCAUGCAGCAGCAUGGUUACAGCUCUUCCCAAUCGUCUCACUCAUCUCUGGCCUCGGACCCAGAGGUAACCCAGAGCGGUUAUAUGAAGAAGCGCAAGACCACCCGCCUCCUUCGCCAUGAAUGGCAAGAUGCUCAUUUCACUCUGCGAGGAACUAAUCUGGCCAUGCACAAGGACGAGCGAGAUGCCCACCGCGACUCGCGUGCCCUCGAGAUCAUUGAUGUUGACGACUAUGCUGUCGCAUGCUCGUCGGUUGCUACCAGCUCUAAGCUGACAGCAGCUUUCAAGAAGUCAGUCCUUCGCAAUGGCAAUGGCAUGGGCGGAGCCCGCAAUGAGCCCGCUUUUGCCUUCUCCCUUGUUCCUUCUGCCAAGGAGGGCGAGAGGAAGGCUUUGUUCAGCCACAAUGGUGCCAAGUCGCACCACUUCGCUGUGAAGAGCCGCGAUGAACGCAUCGAGUGGAUGCGCACCGUGAUGAUCGCCAAGAUCGCCGGUCGAAAGGGUCAGGGCGAAGAAAUUUCAGUCAACGGCAACCCCAUCUAA